AUGGUGCCACCGGUCGCACUCAAGAUGGAGGGCCGACUGCUGUGGGGGACUCUCUUGCUCAGUCUCUGGCGGCUCGGGAGCCUCCAGCAGCGAAGCGUGGCGCUCCAAGAAGAACAAGUCGCGCUCCUUCGUGCGAUGCUCAAGUCGAUUGCGGACGCAGAGCUGCGCGACGUGAUGCAACACGUGCUUCCGCCGCACUAA
Saprolegnia parasitica CBS 223.65 is the source of this 201-nucleotide messenger RNA. RefSeq lists its product as hypothetical. The transcript is spliced from 2 exons. The record is from RefSeq and is a predicted model, not a curated record. Bases 1 to 201 code for a protein of 66 amino acids. NCBI's taxonomy places the organism in Eukaryota, Oomycota, Saprolegniomycetes, Saprolegniales, Saprolegniaceae.